This is a messenger RNA of Hyposmocoma kahamanoa, 1853 nucleotides long. RefSeq names its product gastrula zinc finger protein xLCGF3.1-like. Bases 317 to 1453 code for a protein of 378 amino acids. The record is from RefSeq and is a predicted model, not a curated record. The transcript is spliced from 2 exons. Lineage: Eukaryota; Metazoa; Arthropoda; Insecta; Lepidoptera; Cosmopterigidae.
AAUUUUGCUCAUAAAAUAUUAAAACUAAAAAUACAUAACGGAAGUGGACAUACCGGGUCUCUUUAUUAAAAGUUUAGGGAAAGAUUAGAACUAUAGCAUAAACUUAUGUAUUAAUGGAGCAGCUUUAAAUGUAUUACAUACCCAAACAUCGGUCGUGUUUUUGCUUCGAGGGAAAUAUGUUGAUAGAAUACUAAACAGGAUAAUCUUUAAAAGACUCUACGAGAAUUGGGAAUAAAAUCAACACAUCAAAUAACUAGCGUUGUAUUAUAUAAAUGCCUUUACACUUAGAAGAGUAAUACUAGUGUUGUUGAUAAUAAUGUCAAAUCUAGACUCAAUUAAGAUCAAAGAUGUAUUCAGCAUCAAGGAAGAGGCAGGAGACUUGACAGAUAAUACCUUGAAUUUACAAAAUAAUAUUGACAUCAAACAAGAGCCUAUAAAUCUUUAUAACGAAGAAAACUUAGCAAAGGAUGGGAAUAUAUUUGCAGAUCAUGAAAUCAAGGAAGAAAUGGCCAUAGGACCUGUGGUUUUGCAGUAUUCUGGCAUAUCUCAAACAACCUGUAUCCAGAACACAUCUGACAAAGUGACCAAAGAUCCUCAAUGUAAACAGCUCUAUAAGUGUAACAUUUGUCAUAGAAGUUUUAAAAGAAAACAAUAUCUUGCAGUGCACGUAAUGGAUCAUACUGGUGAGGUACCAUAUAAGUGUGAUAUAUGUAGCAAAAGAUAUAAAACACAGUACCUGCUUAAAGUACAUACAAAAACUCACAACGCAGACAAACCUUAUAAAUGUGACACUUGUGGCAGAUCCCUUUCUAAAAAAUCGGAUCUUAGUAGACAUUUAAUGACUCACACAGGACAGAAACCUAACAAGUGUGAAUUUUGCAACAAAACUUUUACAACAAACUCUCUGCUCAAGAAGCAUGUGAUGACUCAUACUGGGGAAAAACCUUUCAAGUGUGACAUUUGCCACAGAUGUUAUACAUCAAAAUAUCAGCUUAGAGAACAUAUAAAGACUCAUACUGGAGAGUCUCGGUAUAAGUGUGAUAUGUGUAACAAAUGUUUUACAAGAAUACAACAUCUCAAGACGCAUUUAAUUAUGCAUACUGGAGAGAGACCUCAUAAGUGUGAUAUUUGCAGCAAAACUUUUACAAGAGCACAACAUCUUAAGAUGCAUAUAUUGAUGCACAAUGGUGAUGCGCCAUUCAAAUGUGAUAUUUGCAACAAAGGUUUUAUAAGAAUACAACAUCUUAAUAUGCAUACAAUGACCCAUACUGGAGAGAAACCUUAUAAGUGUGGUGUUUGCAGCAAAUAUUUUGUAACGAAACAUAAUGCCACAAUGCAUGGAAUGACCCAUACUGGAGAAAAACCUCACAAGUGUAUUUACUGCAAAAGAGGUUUUGCUAGAAAAGCACAUCUUAUGAGACAUUUAGUAACGCAUGCUAAGAAUACAUAUUAAUAUUACUAUAAAAAGAAACUAAUAAAAAUACUUAAUAUGAAUUGAAUGGCAAUAUUAUCUGUGGAUAAUCCAUCUGGUUGGUUACCUCUACGUAUUUCUACAGCACAGCAACGUUGUUCUAAGAUCCAAUUGAAAAGGUGGACAGACUCCUCAACACAACCUUUUCUCUCUCUACGUCUCUUUCUUGUGUCUGUGCUUUCUUCUUCUGCUGUUUUUUACUGUUUGUUUUUCCUCUGUAAUAAUACACCUUUUCCUACCUAAACCGCCGUUUCCUUCGCUGUCCUCGAUAGGUUCUAUAUCCAGGCUGUUCAUACCUAACCUUACACAUUUUCUUUUUUAAAAUGGGACAGUAUGGGGAAAUCAAAAUCCUUAGAAGAUGCAAUGAAACUGUCUUUGGAAC